AUGCGUAUCCGAGUUUUAACAGAUGAUAAUUGGUCUAUUGCAUUGUUCUGCUCAAUCGUAACGGGAUUUAUUGUAAUCGUUUCUUGUUUGACAAGACGUCGCCGUCGUUACUUUAGUCAUCAUCGUCUUGUUGAUGACGUUCAUCAUUUAUGGCCAUUCGAUGAAUAUCUUAUCCAACCGACUCUAUGCAACGUUUGUUCAUCAACUCUAUUAAGUGGUUUUCACUGUUCAUCAUGUGGCAUUUAUUUACACGAACGUUGUGUACGUCCUGCUCGACGUCUUUACCAUUGUAAACAUAUGACUGGUUCACAAGAACAAAUACAACAUCAAUGGACUCGAGGUAAUUUACCAUUGGAUUCUGAAUGUAUCAUUUGUCGACGACCAUGCGGAGCUGAACCGAGACUGUGUGAUUAUCGAUGUAUAUGGUGUCAACGCAUCGUUCAUGAUUCAUGUAUGAGAGCUCUCCCAAGUCAAUGUGAUUUUGGUGAAUUUCAACGAUUAAUUAUACCCCCUAAUGCUGUUGUCUCACGUACUGGAAAUAAGAAAAUCGUUGGAUAUGCUCAUUCAGUAAUUGAACGUAUUUUACCAUGUAGUAUUGAUGGUUGGUGUCCAUUAUUGGUUAUUGGUAAUCGAAAAUCGGGUGGAGCUAACACUGAUAUUGUCUUAAAUUCAUUCCGAACUUAUCUAAAUUCUUUACAAGUCAUUGAUAUUUCAACAAUUACACCUGAUUCUAUUCUUGAAUGGUGUAAUUCACUUCCAACUGUUGGAUUUUACAUUCUAGUUUGUGGUGGUGAUGGAACAGUAAAUUGGAUUUUAGAAACUAUUGAAAAUACGACACCAGGAUUAAAACCUGCUGUUGGCAUUCUUCCUAUGGGAACAGGCAAUGAUUUAGCACGUAUUUUACAAUGGGGCUAUGGAGAAGAUUCUGCUGUCGAUGUUAGCACUUAUUUAAAAAAAUUUCUCACCGCUGAAGUUGUUGCUCUUGAUAGAUGGUCAGUAGAUAUAACUGCUAAUGCUCGACAUUUUGGUGUAGCAAAAACCACUGCGCGUCAUAUGCGUAUGUCCAAUUAUUUUUCAGUUGGUUGCGAUGCUUUGGUUACACUCAAUUUCCAUCGUCGUCGUGAUAAAAUACCAGAAUUUUUUGCUAGCCGUUUUGUUAAUAAACUGCAUUAUUUUCAUUAUGGAACAGUAGAUACGUUUUUGAAAGAAUGCAAGGAUCUACAAAACAAUGUUAUUCUUGAAAUGGACGGAAGAGUCAUUGAAAAUCUUCCAGCACUAGAAGGAAUUUGCAUAUUAAAUAUUCCAUCAUGGGGUGCAGGUGUUCGUGUUUGGGGAGCAGGUGAAAAUAUACCGGUUCAAAAAAUUGAUGAUGGUUUAGUUGAAGUUUUCGGCAUUUAUAGUUCAUUUCAUAUAGCUCAAAUGCAAGUUGGUCUUGCAGAUCCAUUUCGUAUUGGACAAGCUCGUCGAGUUACAUUAACACUGAAACGUCGUUUUCCUUGUCAAUGUGAUGGAGAACCAUUUGAGGAAGGUCCAUGUAUUGUAGAUAUUGAACAUUUUUCCCAGGCUAGAAUGUUAAUGAAUACUGCCAACAAAUAA
Rotaria socialis is the source of this 1596-nucleotide messenger RNA. The record is from the annotation of a GenBank genome assembly. Lineage: Eukaryota; Metazoa; Rotifera; Eurotatoria; Philodinida; Philodinidae.